This is a messenger RNA of Pelobates cultripes (western spadefoot toad), 516 nucleotides long. NCBI's taxonomy places the organism in Eukaryota, Metazoa, Chordata, Amphibia, Anura, Pelobatidae. The record is from the annotation of a GenBank genome assembly.
AUGGCUGACAAUCCAAGACCUCAUGCACAACACUAUGUGGAGACCAAGCAGUGCACAGGUGCGCUUGCAUUCCAACAUGCAGGCGAGACAAACAUCAACGUCUGGGACAAACUGCCUGACUACCCCAAGAAGCCUGAAACACCGGGAGCAACGUAUAAACAGAGAGAUGAGGGGCGGAAGAGGAGCGGGUCCCCCCUGGGCACUCCUUCCAAAGCACUGCUACGACCUUACACGACGUGCCUACCCGGGCUGAAGACCACACGGCAUGAAUUCCCUGAGCUUCGGCCACUGACGCAGAGGAUCCGACACCCCAGGCAGCGUAUACUCACCUGGAUCCAACGCUGUCCCAUACAUGGGAAGAACCCGGCCUCCCACAGGAGCAACCUGAAUCAUGGCCCAGAGAUGCAGGCCUUUAGUGACGGUCUGGGGCUAUGGGGAGGUCUGGCUCGGACUCUGCCUCUUGCUCUCAUGCCACCUCUCAAGCCUGAUACCAAGCCGGGGCAUCGGCUAAUCUGA